CCCGGUAGGCGGCGCGGGAGGAGAGAGAAGUUUGAGGGGCCGUGCCGGGCGGAUCCCCUCCUCUCCAAAUGUGAGCGGUUUCUGAACCCCUGUCCGGCGAGGGCUGCCCAGAGAGGUGGAGCCGGUGGACAGGCCGGGAACAUGAGGCAGUGUCUCCUCUUCCUGACCAGCUUGGUUCCUUUCGUGCUGGCACCGCGACCUCCGGACGACCCGGGCUCUGGCUCCCACCGGCGACUCGAGAAGCUUGAUUCUUUGCUCUCAGACUAUGAUAUCCUCUCCUUAUCCAAUAUCCAGCAGCACUCGGUAAGAAAAAGGGAUCUACAGGCCUCGACACAUUUAGAAACACUACUAACUUUUUCAGCUUUGAAAAGGUAAUUUGAAUUAGGUGAGCCUGACUCUAGAGUUCUAGCCCAUAUAGGAGAUGAUGAUGUUACAAUAAGAAUCAACACAGAUGGGGGAGAAUAUAAUAUAGAGCCACUUUGGAGAUUUAUUAAUGAUACCAAAGACAAAAGGAUGUUAGUUUAUAAAUCUGAAGAUAUCAAGAAUGUUUCACGUUUGGAGUCUCCAAAAGUGUGUGGUUAUUUAAAAGUGGAUAAUGAAGAGUUGAUUCCAAAAGGCCUAGUAGACAGAGAGCCCUCUAAAGAGCUUGUUCAUCGGGUGAAGAGAAGAGCUGAUCCCAAUCCCAUGAAGAACACAUGUAAAUUGUUGGUGGUGGCAGAUCAUCGCUUUUAUAAAUACAUGGGCAGAGGGGAAGAGAGUACAACUACAAAUUACUUAAUAGAGCUAAUUGAUAGAGUUGAUGACAUCUAUCGGAACACUUCAUGGGACAAUGCAGGUUUUAAAGGCUAUGGAAUACAGAUAGAGCAGAUUCAUAUUCUCAAGUCUCCACAAGAACAAUUUAGCUUUGAUAUAGCUGAGGAAGCAUCUAAAGUCUGCCUGGCACAUCUUUUCACAUACCAAGAUUUUGAUAUGGGAACUCUUGGAUUAGCUUAUGUUGGUUCUCCCAGAGCAAACAGUCAUGGAGGUGUUUGCCCAAAGGCUUAUUAUAGUCCAGUUGGGAAGAAAAAUAUCUAUUUGAAUAGUGGUUUGACCAGCACAAAGAAUUAUGGUAAAACCAUCCUUACCAAGGAAGCUGACCUGGUUACAACCCAUGAAUUGGGACACAAUUUUGGAGCAGAACAUGAUCCAGAUGGUCUAGCGGAAUGUGCCCCAAAUGAGGAUCAGGGUGGAAAAUAUGUCAUGUAUCCCAUAGCUGUGAGUGGUGAUCAUGAGAACAAUAAGAUGUUUUCAAACUGCAGUAAACAGUCAAUCUAUAAGACCAUCGAAAGUAAGGCCCAGGAGUGUUUUCAAGAACGCAGCAACAAGGUGUGCGGGAAUUCGAGGGUGGAUGAAGGCGAGGAGUGUGAUCCCGGCAUCAUGUACCUGAACAAUGACUCCUGCUGCAACAGUGACUGCACUCUGAGGGAGGGCGUGCAGUGCAGUGAUAGGAACAGUCCUUGCUGUAAAAACUGUCAGUUUGAGACUGCCCAGAAGAAGUGCCAGGAGGCUAUUAAUGCGACCUGCAAAGGCGUGUCUUACUGCACAGGUAACAGCAGUGAGUGUCCCCCUCCAGGAAAUGCUGACGAUGACACAGUUUGCUUGGAUCUGGGGAAGUGUAAGGAUGGGAAGUGCAUCCCAUUCUGUGAGAGGGAGCAGCAGCUGGAGUCCUGUGCGUGUAAUGAGACAGACAACUCGUGCAAGGUGUGCUGCAGAGACCUUUCUGGCCGGUGUGUGCCCUACGUUGAUGCUGAACAGAAGAACUUAUUUUUGAGGAAAGGAAAGCCCUGUACAGUAGGAUUUUGUGACAUGAAUGGCAAAUGUGAGAAACGAGUACAGGAUGUCAUUGAGCGAUUUUGGGACUUCAUUGAUCAGCUGAGCAUCAAUACUUUUGGGAAGUUUUUAGCAGACAACAUCGUAGGGUCCGUCCUGGUUUUCUCCUUGAUAUUUUGGAUUCCUUUCAGCAUUCUUGUCCAUUGUGUGGAUAAGAAAUUGGAUAAGCAAUAUGAAUCUCUGUCACUCUUCCACCCCAGUAAUGUUGAAAUGCUGAGCAGCAUGGAUUCAGCAUCAGUUCGAGUUCUCAAACCACUUCCUGCGCCCCAGACUCCAGGCCGCCUACAGGCCUCCCCUGUGAUCCCAGUGGUAGCUGUGGCUCCAAAGUUGGACCACCAGAGAAUGGAUACCAUUCAGGAGGACCCCAGCACAGACUCACAUGUGGACGAGGAUGGUUUUGAGAAGGACCCCUUCCCAAAUAGCAGCACAGCUGCCAAAUCAUUUGAAGAUCUCACAGACCAUCCAAUCACCAGAAGUGAAAAGGCCACCUCCUUUAAACUACAGCGUCAGAAUCGUGUUGACAGCAAAGAGACAGAGUGCUAGUUUAGGGCUCCAUAUUCUAGGCUCUUUUGACUUAGGUGCAAAAUAUUUUUAUAGAUUUUGACCUAAAAUCACAGCAUAUGUUUAGUGGAGAUUUGAAGAAAUGAGGAAGUGACUAACAGCAGAUGCUGGUCAUGUGUUUGAACUUCCUGCAUGUAAAUAACACUGUGUGGCGAGGCCCUUUCCUUUGAAGAGGUGAGGUGAAUCCAGCUUAUGUUGAGGCUUUCAGGUUUUGUUUUUUGUGAACUUUAAAAUAUCUUUUGACCUGUGGUGGAAAAGCAGACAAUACAGGUGGAUUAGGCUAUAAAUAUUUACGUUUUUGUAAAUUAACCUUUUAUAUUAACAGCACUGAUUAGGGAGAUGAUCAGUUUUUCUUUUGUAUACACUGUAACUGAUCCGCUGAGUAUAUAAUGAGGCACUUAGCAGUUAUUUGUGAGGACAACUGGAACACAGAUUUAUUUAUUUGUCUUCAAGUAGAGACAAAGGGUGAGAUAAACCCAGUUAUACAUUAUCUCUAAAAAGUAGGUCUUUUUUCUGGGUAUUUCCCAGAGCUUUUACUAUAUGUCUAAAGGUAGAAAUCACGUGGGUUAAUAUGUCUCAUCCUUCUUCUGAAGCUAAUACUUUCUAGAAUUAAAACAAUCUAACUUGAGGUGAGGGUUGCAAAUAGAAUCCCACCAACUGUUUUUAGAACCUUAAUUUCCUGGUUAGUUUUUCCAUGUUUUAUAAAUAUGUUCAUGUCUCCCUAAUACUGUUACCAUGCUUUUAAAAAAUUCACUGUCCACAAAGCCCGAACUACUUCCAAAUAUAAUUAGAAGGAGCAUGGUUGCCUGUUUUCAAACACAAGGGGUUCAGUAUUUCUUACCAGAGAUGAGGUGGUUGACUAGGCAGAGGGGUGACGAGUCAGCAGGGGAGGAAAUUCUCCUGCCCUGGUGAGGCCUGCUCCUCUUAGAAGAGACGCCCUAGAAGCCCUUGUCAGUGACCCACACUGGAUAUUUGACUGACUUCUUGCUUUAGUGCUUCUGGAUUCUAAGAUGAUCUGCAUUUACCAUGAAGGGUAAAAGUCAUUACUCUGAUUUCUGUUUUCCGUAAAAUUAGUUCAAAAUUUUACAUCCCCAGAACUGAAGUGUCCUCACCAGGCAUCACGUUUUAACUGAGAUACCUUGUAAACUUUGAGGACAAUUAACCAAACCUGUGACAAAUCAUGCCUUUCCCCUCUCCAAGGAUGCUUCUUACACAGGUAACUUGUUACACUAAUACUUGAACUUUGUGCCUUAUGGUAUUCGCUAUCUUUUAACCAGAUACAAUACUCUUACAUUUUAGUUACACUUUCAGAAUUUGAUACAAGGUGAAUGGGGUGUGUGGGUGUAUGUAUGAGUGAAACAGUUCUCAUCAGAAUGUAAAAAAACAUUUUUAUAAAAUUGUGACUUUUUAAAAAAAUAAUUGUCUUACCUUUUUGCCAUAUAUAGAAUUUAUAAGCUGCUCAGGGUAUAUCUUAUAGCCAUGGCACUAAUAACAUCUACACCAAGCAAUAAAUAUUUACUAUCAAAACACAGUGUAUAUAAGUACAAAA
Messenger RNA from Otolemur garnettii (small-eared galago), 3979 nucleotides. RefSeq names its product ADAM metallopeptidase domain 17 (gene ADAM17). The record is from RefSeq and is a predicted model, not a curated record. NCBI's taxonomy places the organism in Eukaryota, Metazoa, Chordata, Mammalia, Primates, Galagidae. Gene Ontology annotation, molecular function: metalloendopeptidase activity. Gene Ontology annotation, cellular component: plasma membrane. Gene Ontology annotation, biological process: membrane protein ectodomain proteolysis; Notch signaling pathway. The transcript has 18 exons.